Messenger RNA from Alligator sinensis (Chinese alligator), 1396 nucleotides. Its product is annotated as major histocompatibility complex class I-related gene protein-like. The record is from RefSeq and is a predicted model, not a curated record. The coding region runs from base 44 to 1198 and encodes 384 amino acids. Gene Ontology annotation, biological process: immune response. Gene Ontology annotation, cellular component: external side of plasma membrane. The transcript is spliced from 6 exons. NCBI's taxonomy places the organism in Eukaryota, Metazoa, Chordata, Crocodylia, Alligatoridae.
ACGUACUACCAGAUGCCCCGGCUUUUUCUUUGACUAUGGAGCCAUGUUGGUGGCUCCUAAUUUCCUUGGCCUGAAACACUCAGGCGCAACCACGGCACUCAUGGGCGGAUCGGUCCAAACCCUGUGCACAGAGCAAGCCCCAGCACAGCGCUGCCCAUCCCCUGACCACAUGGACAGGCACCCAGCACCUCCCCACUCCCAGCUGCUGGUGGGCAUGAAAAGAGGACCUGCUGCCUGUGACAGGGAAGGCUCCCACAGCUACCAGCAUUUCUACAUGGGGGUGUCAGACCCCGGCCCAGGCAUGCCCGACUUCACUGCCAGGGGCUAUGUGGACGACCAGCAAAUUCUCCACUAUGACAACAAGACACGGAGACAGGAGCCGCGCGGAGACUGGGUGCAGAGAGCCGUCAGACCAGACUUCUGGGACAGGGAAACCAGAAGCUUGCGGGGCUGGCAGCGGGUAUUUCAAUCAAACCUGGUCACCCUGCGGUAUCGCUACAACCAGACCGGUGGGUCUCACACUCUCCAGUUCAUGUACGGCUGUGAGCUCCGUGAACACAACAGCACUGGAGGCCACAUGCUGUUUGGCUAUGAUGGGGAAGACUUCAUCAGCUAUGACCUGAGAACACACACCUGGGUAGCAGCCCCGACACAGGCUGAGAGCACCCAGAGCAGGUGGAAUAAGGAUAAGGCCCUUCUUCAGGAUGCAAGAUCCUACCUGGAGGAGACCUGCAUCAAGUGGCUGCGGCAGUACCUGCAGCACGGGGAGGCAGCGCUGCAGAGCAAGCAUCCCAUGGCACAGGUGAGCGGCAGGCCAUCCCGGGACGGACGCACCACCCUGUCCUGCCAUGUGCAUGGCUUCUACCCCAGAGACGUGGCUGUCGCGUGGCUGAAGAACGGGACAAACCGCUCGGGGGUCCUUCCCAGCGGAGACGGGACCUACCAGACCUGGGCCACCAUCGAGAUUGACCCGAGCAGCAACCACAGCUACACCUGCAGCGUGCAGCACGAGAGCCUGGGGGCAGCUCUGAGCGUGGCCUGGGACAAGGGCAGUCUGGAGUCCAACUGGGUGCUGAUUAUGGGAAUCAUUUUUGGUGUCCUGCUGGUCAUUGCCAUGAUGAGCGCAGUUGCUAACUUCUUCUGUUUAAGGGAGCCUGCACCACCUCCAGAGACGCCCAUGGAGCAGGAGAGGAAAUAGCACAAAUCCAUGCACUAUAGCCCAUUCGCACCUUCCAAACAUCUUCAUUUCAGGGUCACGGGUAGAGGAGGCCAAAUGCUCUGCUCUUUGGCCCCGGAUGCUGUCUUGGACAAUGCAAUCCUUUUUUCCCCUUUUUUUCCCCUUUUUUGGGGGGCAGGGAGUGGGGGCAGGUGAAGAGACCUUUUGAGUAUAAGAGCU